This is a messenger RNA of Bufo bufo (common toad), 2410 nucleotides long. RefSeq names its product zinc finger protein 883-like. NCBI's taxonomy places the organism in Eukaryota, Metazoa, Chordata, Amphibia, Anura, Bufonidae. The coding region runs from base 99 to 2123 and encodes 674 amino acids. The transcript has 7 exons. The record is from RefSeq and is a predicted model, not a curated record.
CAGGUCCUUCGUCCCCUGGGCUGCGGAGCCGCCUGGCAUGAGGUCUCCCAUCCUUCUGACUUCACAAGAUAAUUGUCCAUUUGCUGACCGUCUACACCAUGUCGGAACAGAUACUGACCCUCACGCUGGAGAUCAUCCACCUGCUGACGGGAGAGGAUUACAUGGUAGUGAAGAAAUCUGAGUGUGCGACACGAGGAUGGAGCAAGAGCCAAAGCUCCGUCAUGGAUCCUCCGCCUCAAUCACUGAUAAAUCUUAGAGAUCAUGAGCAGAAGAUCCUAGAGAUCAUCAACAAGAUCGCCCAGAUGCUGAGCGGAGAGGAGGUCACUGUCUCUCUCUCCACCGAGAAGUGGGAGAAGGAUCAGCACAAGGACGUCAAGGUGGAGAAACUCGAGCCUCUCACACCACAGGAUGGAUCCAGUAGAUGUAGUACACCAGAAAGCUCCCAUACUCUUCAUGAUUUUCCCUUGGACAGUUCUAAGAAUAAUCAGAUGGAUGACCUUGUUAUCAUCAAAGUGGAGAAUACAGAGGGAGACGAGGAGUAUUAUAAAGCUCAUUUUCCUAGUAAGGAGGAGGAUGCACCAGAUGUCCUAUUGAGUCUAGAGUGCAAUUCUCCAAGUUUAGUGUCUGAUUGUGAAGCGGAAUACUCAGAUCCACCUUCAGUCAAGAGCGAUUGCUCCUCUGAUCCCACUAUGCUCAAGGGAUCUUCGUCUGAUCAGUCACAGACUGCUCAACAGCUUUCCCCCUUGGACGGGAGAAACAAGAGAAAUGAGAACCGACUUUCAUGCUUGGAAUGCGGAAAAUGUUUCACCAAUAAGACACAUCUUCUUGAACAUCAGAAAAUCCACACGGGAGAGCAGCCAUUUUCAUGUGUAGAAUGCGGGAAAAGUUUCACCGGGAAAUUAGAUCUUUGUGAGCAUAAAAAAAUUCACACUGAAAAAAACAAAUUUUUGUGCCCUGAUUGCGGAAAAAGUUUUAAUCAGAAAACAGGUCUUGUUAGACAUCAGAGAACCCACACUGAGGAGAAGUCACAUAUGUGUUCAACAUGUGAAAAAUGUUUUACAACCAGGCAACAUCUUCUUGAACAUCAGAGAACUCACACCGAGGAGAAGCCGUUCCCAUGUCCCGAAUGUGGGAAAUGUUUCGCAGUUAAAUCAAAUCUUUUUGCCCAUCAGAAAACUCACACGGGAGAGAGUCCUUUUCAAUGUGCGGUGUGCGAAAAAAGUUUCAUCCUAAAAACAGAUCUUAUUAUCCAUGAGCGAAUUCACACAGGAGAGAAGCCGUACUCGUGUUCAGAAUGUGGGAGAUGUUUUGUCCAGAAACAAGCUCUUGUUGCACAUCAGAGAACUCACACAGGGGAGAAGCCAUAUUCUUGCUCGGAAUGUGGGAAAUGUUUUGCAAUUAAAACAAAACUUGAUGAACAUCAGAAGGUUCACACGGAGGAGAAGCCAUUUACUUGUCUGGUGUGUAAAAAAUCUUUCAACUGGAAAACAGAUCUUGUGAGGCACAUGAGAAUUCACUCAGGAGAGAAGCCAUUCUCCUGUUCGGUGUGUGGGAAGCGCUUUCGAAGCAAACAGCAUUUGGUGGACCAUGAGAGAAUUCACACCGGGGAGAAACCAUUCUCGUGUUCAGAAUGCGGGAAAUGUUUUAGAUUAAGAAACAAUCUUUACGUACAUAAGAGAAUUCACACGGGGGAUCGUCCGUUUUCAUGUCCAGAAUGUGAGAGAUGUUUCACCCAGAGGUCGGAUCUUACUGCGCACAGAAGAAGUCACACAGGGGAGAAGCCAUAUUCAUGUUCAGAGUGCGGGAAAUGUUUUACCCGAAAACGAAGUCUCGUUGAUCACCGGAGAAUUCACACGGGGGAAAAGCCUUAUGCGUGUACAGUUUGCGGGAGACCGUUUAACCAGAAGCAAGCUCUUGUCGUACAUGAGAGAAUUCACACAAAAGAGAGGCCAUACCAAUGUACUGAAUGCGGUAAAGGGUUUAACCAGAAACAAGCUCUUAUUGUACAUCAAAGAAUUCACACCGGGGAGAAGCCAUAUUCAUGUACAGAAUGUGGGAAACAGUUCAUCCAGCUUCCAACUCUUGUUGCACAUCAGAGGAGUCACGCUCGGGAGAAGCCAUAGUCGUGUGUGGAAUAGAUAACCAGACUGUAUAUAGGAGAAUUCACACGGGGCAACGUUUUAACCAGCCAACGUUUGUUGAACAUUGAAGAAUUCACACAAAAAAAGAUGACUUACCCAUCUUCAACGGUUUGGGCAGGAAAAUUUUCUUAUUGUACAUAAGGGAAAUCGCACCGUGAAGAAGCCAUAGAAAGGGAGAAAUGUCUUACAGAAGAACAGACUCUUGGCAAUUCACAGGUCAUGUGGAUUUGUAAGUAGGUGCAUGUUUUUAGAUUUUCAUGGUCAAGAGA